Messenger RNA from Fulvia fulva, 1476 nucleotides. Its product is annotated as Acetyl-coenzyme A transferase nodX. The record is from RefSeq and is a predicted model, not a curated record. The transcript has a single exon. Bases 1 to 1476 code for a protein of 491 amino acids. NCBI's taxonomy places the organism in Eukaryota, Fungi, Ascomycota, Dothideomycetes, Mycosphaerellales, Mycosphaerellaceae. Gene Ontology annotation, molecular function: catalytic activity.
AUGGCAGAGACUGGCGGCCACGAGCUGGGUCGAGAUCUGUGCCCAGGAUCCAGCGUCACUGCGAGGGGAAUCAUACAGCAUAUCUGGAGUGGUCUUGAACUACCCAGCCAUAUGCUGGAUGCAUUGCAUCUGAAGGGAAUAGGCCAUCUCCUCCCAACAUCUUUCAGAGUUGCAGACCUCGCUCAAGCUUUAAUUGCCCUUUCUGCCCUGACGGCGAGCUUAGUCGACGCAACUCACAACAGCAGCCAGACUCUAAGGUCAGUCACCGUAGAUCGUAAGCUUGCUGUCUGCGAGUUCGCCUCCGAGCAACUCUACUCCCUGAAUGGCAAGCCAGCACCUAGCGGCUGGGGACCUCUGGAAGGGCUGCACAAGACGAAGGACGGCUCUGUGAGGAUGCACGAUUCGUUCCCCAAUCAUCGCACGGCAGCUUUGAAGUUGCUUGGUCUGCCAGAAGGCGCAGCGAGAGAGGAUGUUGCAGCCAAAAUUGCGACAUGGAACGCCAUCGAUCUGGAAGCAGCAGCACAGGAGAACAAGGCUGUGAUGUAUGCACUGCGGUCUUAUGACCAGCGGGAUGCAACCCUACAGGCCCAAGCCGUGCCGAGCUUUCCCAUCUCGAUCGUGAAGCUGAAUAGUUCCGUACCUGCGGGCCCUCCAGCUCAUCUGCCACUCGAUGCAGAUCGCUGCUUACGUGGCGUUCGAGUCCUCGACCUAAGCCGUGUCAUCGCCGCUCCCGUGGCGGGCAAGACUCUUGCAGCUCAUGGCGCAAACGUGCUCUGGGUGACUUCACCACACCUCCCAUCGCUCCCAGAGCUUGACGUCGAUGUUCAACGUGGCAAGAGAACGGUUCAGCUUGACCUCGAUGACCCAUCGGAUGCAGACAAGCUCCGCGAUCUAGUGAAAAGUGCCGACGUAUUCCUCCAGUCAUACCGCCCAUCUCCACUGGCCGCUCGCGAUUUCAGCAGUGCCGAGCUCAUGAAGCUAAAACCCGGAGUCGUAGUGGCCAAUCUGAGCGCAUGGGGUAGCGAAGGGCCAUGGAAAGAAGCAAGAGGCUUCGAUAGUAUGGUUCAGACCGCCUCAGGUCUCAACGUGAGUGAAGCUUUACACUGCGGUGAUGAGUCUUCUGCGAAACCUCUACCUCUGCAAGCACUGGAUCAUGCUUCCGGGUAUCUGCUCGCCACUGGCAUUGCCGCUGCACUGUACAAACGUUCCAGAGAAGGAGGUAGCUGGGAGGUGAAUGUUUCCUUGGCUGGAGUGGGGAAGUUUCUGAGGAGUCUGGGUCAGGUUGAUGGGAAGGCUGGUUUUGAGGGAGAUGUGAGGAGACCUGAGGAGCUUAUUCAGGCGGACAUGAUGGAAGAGCGGAAGACUGGCUUUGGAACGCUGAGAGCUGUGAGGCACUCGGCUAGCAUCGAAGGAAUGAUGCCAGGUUGGGACGUUAUGCCGAAGCAUUUGGGUAGUGAUGAGGCUGUCUGGCUGUGA